GGCGGCUGCUUCCACACACACACACACACCGCCGACCACCUUGCCGGUUACAGGGCCACUAUCGUUUGCCGUCUGUGAAAAUAAUAAUAAUAAUAACAAUAAUUUUAAAAGGCGGGUUCCUGAGGAGAACAGGCUUUUGAAGACUGGGACGCACUUCAUCGGAUGCAUCCAGUCGUGCCUUCACUUUCCACUUGUAUUAGCGCUCGGUUUGGUAUAUGCCUCCAAACCAGGAGCCCCGCGAAGGACGCUGGGCCUGCCUGCACAGCAGCGCCCGACCGGAGCGCUUCGCGCCGGGGCCCCCAAACCGGGGGACAGGCGUGGGGCGGCCGCCUUCUGCCCGCCGAGGAUGGCCGAGAGCGCCAGCGCCGCGGCCGCCCCCUCGAGCGGGCCCGGAGCCAAAAGCAGCAGCAGCUCCUCGGGCGCCUGGUGGAAAUCGCUGACGACCAGAAAAAAAACCAAGGAAGAGUCUGGCCCCGCUUGGCAGCCGGCCGAGCCCUCGGAGAUGCUCCACGCCCCGCCCAGGCCCUCGGACUCCCCGGAAAGCCAGCCGAUGGCUUUGGGCGGCGGUAGCCGCCGGAACCUCAAGAUUUCCCGCUCAGGCCGCUUCAAAGAGAAGCGUAAAGUCCGCACCACCCUCCUGGCCGAAAGCCCCCAAAAGCUCUUCGAAGGAGGCGGGGACGGAGGAGGGGCCGCCGGCCGUAGUCCCGCCCCUGCGCACCCCGGCGAAGAGAGGCCGUGCCCGUGAUGGCCCGUCUCCUCCUCCUCCUCCUCCUCCUGCCUCGUCACCCCCCUGCCUGGUUCCUCCCGACUCCUUCCCAGGCCGGGCUGCCACCGGGAGGAGGAGCCGCCUGCCGAGUCCGUACCUCUCCAGCGCGGGCCGGGGGGCAGCGGUGGCGGCCUCGUCGUCGGUUCGCCUGACUUCGAGACGGAAGGAGGGAGGCUGCCCCGUUGGUGAAGAGCCGGGGCGCUGAGGAACUGCCUUUGGCCAGUCCAAAAAAUGGACCAAGCUCGCCUCCCUCGGGUGGGGGGGGGCGCGCGGAGCAAGGAGAGGCGCGCUCUCUACCUUAGUCCGAGACCUGCCCUCUCCCGUUGCAGGGAAGGGGCGGCCGGGCAUCGCGUGAACGAUGGAAACAUGUAACGAGGGGCCAGCUAAUGAAUGGCACAAGGUAGCCUACGCUACCUGUCGGAUCUAGUUCUCCCACGAAAUUAAAAGCUCCAGGGGGCUAUGACUCCCACCCAAUUGUCAUUGUGCGUUAUUUCCUUUUCGCAUUUUGCAAGGACCUUGUUCAGUUUCAGUAGUGUGCGUGGUCAUGGUUAUAAAUGGAAUAAAAAGGUCUUUUUAAGGAUUCUGUUGACCAUCUGCGAACUGGUUCUUACUCUGGUACUAUUCACAUCCUAAAUCAAGAACGUGUGCCUGUAUGUAUGAGUCCUGAUCAUUCUGGGUACCAAAAUAUCCUUUCCAGACUUCUGCAGGAAUACUUUUUGUUAGUCUGGUUGUGGCUUUAAAUGACUUGCUCUUGCCCUGAUAACACUCCAGGUGGAAAGGGAGCUUGGAGUCCUUGGUGUCCAUUGCCUUGGGGAUCUCAUUUGAUCAUGUACAAGUCUGGAGACCAGGAUGGCAAAGCCAAACAGAACACCUUUAAAACAUGCAGACAACACACUUUGAAAUAUUGCAUAAAAUAAGCUUCUUGUGUGCUGUCUAAUUUUCUCAAAGUUUAGAACAAACCCUAAAUAUUCAAGAUGCUUCCAUAUUUUAUUUAGAGUAUAAUCAUUUUAUAGAUUUUGCAUGUAUAUAACAUCAUAAUUUGUAGCACAUAUUUUCCCACUGCUUCUCUCUUCUCUAUAACCAUAGAAAAUCUCUUUGGGUGGGGAAUGGAAUAGCUGUACAAUGAAGGUUGAUUGGCAGCACUAGAAGCCAUUCAUUUUUAGAAGAAUCCUCUUGUCAAAGGCAGACUUGAAAACCCCUACAUGUCUGUUCUGACAGUACACAGACAUGCAAAUAGAUUCAGGCUUUCAA
This is a messenger RNA of Pogona vitticeps (central bearded dragon), 2017 nucleotides long. NCBI's taxonomy places the organism in Eukaryota, Metazoa, Chordata, Lepidosauria, Squamata, Agamidae. The record is from RefSeq and is a predicted model, not a curated record.